AUGCCCGCAGUGCCUGAGCUUCUCAAUGCGAUAGCACAACUAGGCAAUGUCGCGCCUCGCGCCUAUGGCAGUGACAGCUUGCUACCACAUGGGCCCGCCAUUGACGUGGCAGCCAUGAGACAAGAUGCGCCUCGUACAAUACCAAUCGCCAAGCGACAGCAGAUGGUCGUGCAGCAGGGCAUCAUACCCACCUACUACAACCUCUCCGGACCCCAGCCUGGCACGGUAGUCGGCAUCGUCCUAGGCAGUGUUGGAGGCUUCCUGCUCAUCGUCUGGCUACUCUACUCCCUCACCAAUAGUAACGGAGCCGGUACGAGAACGACAAUGGCAGGCGAAGAAGAGAUCGUAGUGCGUAAGCGGCGCAACUCACAUGGAAACAGGUCGCGGCGCAACUCUCAUGCACAGAUGCGCGAAGUUAGCAGGAGCCCGAGGCAAUCGAGUGGGCGGUCGCACAUCAUUGUGGAGGAGAGGAGACAGCCACCGCCGCCGCAACAGAGGACCAGGAGCAUCAUCGUGGAGGAGAGACGGAGAGUGCCCAACGACGAUGUUGUAGAAGUUAUCGAGGAGCAUGACGAGUACAGAGAAAGGAGAGGCAGUCGAAGGGGAGGCUAUCGAUGA
Ascochyta rabiei is the source of this 618-nucleotide messenger RNA. RefSeq lists its product as uncharacterized. Lineage: Eukaryota; Fungi; Ascomycota; Dothideomycetes; Pleosporales; Didymellaceae. The transcript is spliced from 2 exons. The record is from RefSeq and is a predicted model, not a curated record. The coding region runs from base 1 to 618 and encodes 205 amino acids.